This is a messenger RNA of Amblyraja radiata (thorny skate), 4122 nucleotides long. Its product is annotated as mucin-2-like. NCBI's taxonomy places the organism in Eukaryota, Metazoa, Chordata, Chondrichthyes, Rajiformes, Rajidae. The transcript has 7 exons. The annotation marks the transcript as partial. The record is from RefSeq and is a predicted model, not a curated record.
CCAACUACAACAUCUACAUCACCAACCACAAUACCCACAGCAUCUACAACCACAACAUCUCCAACUACAACAUCGCCAACCACAACAUCUCCAACCACAAUAUCUCCAAUUACAACAUCACCAACGACAACAUCAAAAUCAUCUACAUCCACAACAUUGCCAACCACAACACCCAUUACAUUACCAAUCAACACAUCAACAUCUACAACCACAACAUCGACAACAUCACUAACCACAACAGCCACAGCAUCUCCAACGACAACAUCACUAACCACAACAGCCACAGCAUCUCCAACGAUAACAUUUCCAACCACAACAUCAACAUCGCCAACCACAACAUCUACAACAUCGCCAACCACAACAUUGCCAACCACAAUCUCAACAAAUUCUCCAACUACAUCCUCACCAAUAUCUCCAACUACAACAUCACCAACCACAACAUCAACAUCUACAACCACAACAUUGACAACAUCUCUACCCACAACACCCACAGCAUCUCCAACCACAAAGUCAACAUCUACACCCACAACAUCUACAACAUCACCAACCACAACAUCAAUGUCUACAUCCACAACAUCUCCAACCACAAUACCCACAACAUCCACAACCACAACAUUAACAACAUCGCCAACCACAACAUCGACAACCACAACAUCAACAACUUCUCCAACCACAACAUUUCCAACCACAACAUCAACAACAUCUCCAACCACAACACCCACAUCUCCAACCACAACAUCUCCAACUACAACAUCACCAACAACCACAUCAAAAUCAUCUACACCCACAACAUCGCCAAUCACAACACCCAUAACAUUACCAAUCAAAACAUCAACAUCUACAACCACAACAUUGACAACAUCUCUAACCACGACACCCACAGCAUCUCCAACUAAAACAUUUCCAACCUCAACAUCUACAACCACAACAUCUACAACAUCGCCAACCACAACAUUGCCAACCACGACCUCAACAAAUUCUCUAACUACAACCUCACCAAUAUCUCCAACUACAACAUCUCCAACCACAACAUCUCCAACUACAUUAACAACAUCACUAACCACCACAUCAACAGCAUCUCCUACCACAACACCUCUAACCACAACAACCACAACAUCUCCAACAACAACAAAAACAACAUCACCAACAACACCGCCAACCACAACAUUAACAACAUCUCCAACAACAACAUCUCCAACCACAACAUCUCUAACAACAACAUCACCAACCACAUCAAAAAUAUCUACACCCACAACAUCACCAACCACAACACCCAUAACAUUACCAAUCACAACAUCUACAACCACAACAUCAACAACAUCUCCAACAACACCCACAACAUCUACAACCACAACAACUACAACCACAACAUCUACAACAUCGCCAAACACAACAUUGCCAAUCACAUCCUCAACAAAUUCUCCAACUACAACCUCAUCAAUAUCGCCAAGCUCAACACCCCUAACAUUACCAAUCACAACAUCAACAUCUACAACCACAACAUCUGCAACAUUGCCAACCACAACAUUGCCAACCACGACAUCAACAAAGUCUCCAGCUACGACCGCACCAAUAUCUCCAACUACAUCGCCAACCACAACAUCUACAACAUUGCCAACCACAACAUUGCCACCCACGACAUCAACAAAUUCUCCAACUACAUUGCCAACCACAACAUCAACAACCACAACAUCAACAACUUCUCCAACAACAUCAUUUCCAACCACAACAUCAACAACAUCUCCAACCACAACAUCAACAACCACAACAUCAACAACCACAACAUCUCCAACCACAACAUCUCCGACCACAACAUCAACAACAUCUCUGAUCACAACAUCUACAACCACAACAUCGCCAACCACAUCCUCAACAAAUUCUCCAACUACAACCUCACCAAUAUUGCCAAGCACAACACCCAUAACAUUACCAAUCACAACAUCAACAUCUACAACCACAACAUCUACAACAUCACCAACCACAACAUUGCCAACCACAACAUCAACAAAUUCUCCAACUACGACCGCACCAAUAUCUCCAACUACAUCACCAACCACAACAUCUACAUCUCCGACCACAGCAGCAACAGUAUCACUAACCACAAGAUCUCCAACCACAACACUCACAACAUCUACAACCACAACAUCAACAACUUCUCCAACCACAACAUCGCCAUCAACGACAUUUCCAUCCACAACACCAACAUCUACAACCACAACACCCACAUCUCCAACCACAACAUCACCAACUAGCACAUCAAAAUCAUCUACACCCACAACAUCACCAAUCACAACACCCACAGCAUCUACAACCACAACAUCUCCAACAACAUCAAUAUCCACCACAUCAACAACAUCUCCAACCACAACACCUCUAACCACAACAACCACAACCUCUCCAACCACAACAUCUCCAACAUCUCCAACUACAACAUCACUAACCACCACAUCAACAACAACAUCUACACCCACAACAUCACCAACCACAACGCCCAUAACAUUACCAACCACAACAUCAACAACAUCUCCAACAACAACACCCACAGCAUCUCCAACCACAACAUCUCCAAGCACAACAUCUCUGAUCACAACAUCUACAACCACAACAUUGCCAACCACAUCCUCAACAAAUUCUCCAACUACAACCUUACCAAUAUCGCCAAGCACAACACCCAUAACAUUACCAAUCACAACAUCAUCAUCGACAACCACAACAUCUACAACAUCACCAACCACAUCAUCUACAUCUCCGACCACAGCAUCAACAGUAUCACCAACCACAAGAUCUCCAACCACAACACCCACAACAUCUACAGCCACAACACCAACAACUUCUCCAACCACAACAUCGCCAUCAACAACAUUACCAUCCACAACAUCAACAACAUCUACAACCACAACACCCACAUCAUCUCCAACCACAACAUCAAUAACAUCUCCAACCACAACAUCAACAACUACAAUAUCAACAACGACUCCAACUACAUCACCAACCACCACAUCAACAACAUCUACACCCACAACAUCACUAACCAUAACAUCAUCAAACACAACAUUGCCAACCAUAACAUCAUCAAACACAACAUUUCCAACCACAACACCCACAACCACAACACCCACAACAUCUCCAAACAUAACAUCAACAACAUUUCCAACCACAACACCUCUAACCACAACAUCGACAACAUCUCCAACUACAACAUCACCAACCACAGUAUCUCCAACCACAAUAUCCACAAGAUCAUCUUCCACAACAUCAAUAACAUCUCCAACCAUAACAUCACCAACAUCUCCAUCCUCCACAUCAACUACAUCUACACCCACAACAUCGCCAACCACAUCUCUAACCACAACAUCAACAAUAUCUCCAAACACAACAUCAACAACUUCAAUAAUUUCUCCAACCACAACAUCCACAACAUUUACAACCACAACAUCUCCAACUACAACAUCCACAACAUCGCCAACCACCACAUCCACAACAUCGCCAACCACCACAUCCACAACAUCGCCAACCACAAUAUCAACAACAUCUCCAACCGCAACAUCAACAACGUCUCCAACCAGAACACCCAAAAUCUCUACAAUCACAACAUCACCAACCACAACAUCAACAGCAUCAACAACAUCACCAACUACUCCACUGACAACAUCCCCAAUCACAACACCCACAACAUCACCAACCACAACACCCACAUCCAGAACCACAACAUCUACAACCACCACAUCAACAAUAUCUCCAAACACAUCAACAACAUUACCAACCACAACAUCAACAACAUCUCCAACCACAAUAUCAACAACAUCUCCAAUCACCACACCAACAUCUCCAACGACAACAUUAAUAUCUACAACCACAACAUCUCCAACUACAACAUCACCAACCAUAACAUCAACAUCUCCAACUACAAUGUUCAUUCCAAAGAAUACUCCAACCACCACAACUCCAACUAGCAGUUCAACAACUGUUUCAACAACACCAACAACCAUCUCAUCAACAGUUUUGACACCAACAACCACAGCUACAGUAAUAACUACAACUCCCCCAACGACAUGUUCCUGUAAUGUGAACACAGAACAUCAGACAUUACUGAAUUGCCAUGUGCUGGAUGCACAUGGUUAA